Molecule: messenger RNA, 945 nt
Organism: Ylistrum balloti
Lineage: Eukaryota; Metazoa; Mollusca; Bivalvia; Pectinida; Pectinidae
Product: probable methyltransferase-like protein 24
Exons: 6
Coding region: 1-945 (314 amino acids)
Source: RefSeq, a predicted model, not a curated record
AUGUCUUAUCGAAUGCGAUUUUCCAUACUUGUAAUGUUCACAACGGCCCUUGUGUCAACAGUGGUAUUUACGUCGUCCUCCAUACAAAAGACAUUUUCAGGUGUAAAGACUUUUAAGGACAUGCGUAUUUCUGAUGAAAUAAUGAAAUGUGUCCUCAAAAGUAUAUCGAACCCUUAUAUUUACGAUUAUACUACUGACUUUUACCUGCUACCACCUGUGUCGGAUCUCUGUAGGAUGACUUUACCGGACCUAGAAUUAUUGUAUCAACGAUACCUAAGUACCAUACAAACCGUAUGUAAAACCCCACGGAGGUUCGGAAAGAUUACGGAUGGUGGAUGGGAUAUAUGUGUUGAACCAAAGUAUCUCCCGAGAAAUAAAUGUCUGGUGUACUCUUUUGGUAUUGCUAAUGACUUUUCUUUCGAUGACGACAUUGCUCGUUUUUACAACUGUGAGGUUCAUUCCUUUGAUCCCAGCAUGAGGAAAAAAGGAUAUGUUAGAAUCAAGGAUCAAUCAUAUUUUCACGAUACUGGCCUUUCUCACAUCACCCGUUCAAAUCCAGAGGGCAAUAUGUGGCGCAUGCAGACAUUUUUGGAUAUUCGAACAGAACUGAACCACUUAAAGCGGAUGCCAAACGUCGUCAAGAUGGAUAUAGAGGCCUGGGAAUGGAAUGUACUUCCGGAAAUGUUUGCUGCUGGACAAUUCCCCAAGCAGUUGAUUAUCGAGUUCCACUUGUGGUCUCAAAAGUACACUACACAGCGGGACAUGUGGAUACAUCGCCUCUCUGUUCUCAGAAAUGUUUAUGAUGCAGGUUAUAGAAUAUUUUGGAUGAACAGAAACCUUAUCUGUAGAUACAAGUCGCUUUACACAAAACAACCAACACUGGCAUGUCACGAGAUUUCUUUAAUACGGAAUGGGCCCAAUAUCACGAUGAGUUCUAGUGACUGA